GCAGACAGGCUCCCCUUCAUUGGCGAAGCAAGGGAAGAUGGGAGUGCAAGAAGCAGUGCACCUGCUGAAAUGAGAUCGCAUGUUGGUGCGAUUAUGGAACUACUACCAGUUCAUGCACGAGAACCGGCCGGAUACGGACUGGACACGUGUGUAUCCAAUCCUGAAGAAACGGGAGGCGAUUUUGGUGAAGUUCGAGAAGCAGGGAAUGGAUGCCUCGUUGUGGGACGGGAGCAGGAAGCUCGCCGGUAAUGCCUCGCUGUACAAGGAUUACCCGCCGUACAUGGGGUGCGAGGACGACAAGGAUUGCUCGCCGCUCAACAAGAAGUUCCCCGCCGACUGGAAGAACAAGGUUCACUCCGUGUUGACCGGCAGUAGGGCGAAGAGUAUGGAGGUCGGGCUUGCCAAAGGCACGAUGGACGUUCUGUGGAAAGACUACGGGGACGUGACAUCCAUCGUCCCGUUCGACGUUGAUCCUCUGGAUGCGCAGAUGAGGGUCACGGAGUUGGAGAAAGCGUUGUCGCUUUCGUCCGUGACUAGUCCGCGCCAUCUGCCCGUUGUCAAGGCAAUGGCAGGGAAGUGGGUCAGGAGAACGCAGCAGAAGAAAAGUUUUCCAGUGGGGAACAACUUGUACUCGGCUGAGGACCGCAUGUACAUUAUCUUCAAAGGUGACGAUUUGCGGGAGAAUACUAGGUUGUCGGCAGGUGACGCUGCGACUUUCAGGGCACAUCAGAAAUUGACCCCGACAUACAUAUCGGAGAUUCCAUUUGACCCUUGCGAGUGGCCGUCGGCCAUGCCUGGAGUUGAUAGAGAGGUUUAUAAGGAAAUGGAGCGGAACCUCACACAAUUGGCCCACCUGCUGGAAUUUGUAUGCAAAAAGGGGAAGGGCAUCAUGUUCCUUGACAAGCCGCACAAGCGAGUCGUGUGGGAGGUUUUGAAGAGCGGCCGAUACGUGGCCGCGCUGGAAGGGAAUUCUGAGUUCUUGCAAUACACGUUGGAGUUCCUUAAACGCGAGGUCGACUCUGGAGCCAACCGUUGCGAGUUCAUUUCGAGAACCGAGAUACCGACACUCGUUAGGGAACCGUCUACGAACAUGUGGUUCAAGUUGAGCGAGCGGAAGAGGAGCAGGAUCUACGAGUUCCUCUUUUUGGAAACGAGGCCCAGGAGGGACAACGACGCUGAGUACAUGCGUCGCAAGGAACACAUGUUAGCGUUGUUGGACAACUACCACGACGCCUCAUGCAAGAACGCAAAGAACUUCCUUGACCGACUAGAGUGUUUGUACUUCGUCGAGUCCGAGCACGUGCUGAAGCUCGAGAGUUAUGGUGCCUUGAUCUCCACGAACGACGAGGUAAAGACAGGCGUUGUUUUCGACACUGCUAUGCCGGAGGAGGACAACGACACCGAGGACAUCGACAUCGAUUACCAUCCUGCUCUGGUGUUUCAUGCCCCAGGCUCCUCGUCGGUCGGUCCCUCAACAAGCCAGGCCACCCAGGUGUCACUUGUGCUCACGCUCACCCCGGGUAAGACCCCGAGUAAGUUGGCGGCGAGACUGACGCUUCGGCCUGCUGCCCCGCCUCCGUUGCAUCCCGGGAGUUCGGUUCCGCUGCGUCAUCCUUCUUGCAAGGAUGAUACCAUUAACUUCGAAGGGCUCAACCACACUCGAUCGAGCGAGGCGGACUGGGGCCAUGACAUGAUUUGGCACCCGGGAACUAUCCAGUCGGCAAUCCAAAAGGGCGAGUGGAUCAUGGCCCUCAUCAACGACCAAGGGUUGUGGGAGCCAUACCCGCGCCAGUCCAAGGCCGAGUACCUGGAACUCGCGAGGAGUUCUGUGGUCGAGAGAGUGAGGUCUGCAAGUCCCAACCUUCAACCCGCCGACCCAGCCAUCGAUUCCACUGUUGAACUUUUGUUUGAAGAACUUCAGGACAAGCAGUGCUUGGAACUCUUGGACGAAUUCUACAACCUCGACACGAGCCCUUCAAAGGGAUGGGUGGACCGGAAGGUCCUCCCUACGACCGGGCCACAGGAAGGGAGGGAUGGAGGGGAAGAAGGGGAAGAGGGGAAAGAAGAGGAGGGAAAAGAAAAUGAGUUGUUUCUAUUUCGUGGAGGAGAAGAGGGUGAACAAGGGGAUUUCAAUAUUGAAGAUGAGGAACGGGUGGACAGUGAGGACGAUGCUGGCUGUGAAGAGUCGUCUGACUCGUUAGGGCUGCAGUACACAGAGCAUCGCAGGCGUGAUGUCGACAACGAUGCAACGGCAAUGGAGAUGGAGACGCAGGUGGUCAGUGACCUUUCAGCAGACCCUGAAGAUUAUGAGGUUCAACCGCUGACGGCUGCAAUCGAUCUUCAACACCUGUGCGACGAGGUUUCCAUUGUUGUGAGCCCGAAGGAACAAAGUCAACAUAUAAGCAUCGUUGAAGUUAUCGAUGGCAUACUCAGCGACGAGCGGGUGUCCGCAGAACGGUGUGCAGCGCCUAUCGUGGACGGCCCCCGCAUCGUCACACCUUCUGUGCCCUCUGCCACCAUUUUCUCACCACCCAGCUCUCCGGUACUGCCCGCCACCUUCGUCAGCGGCUCGAAAGGCGAAGUCGGGGGCAGGUAACAUGUCACGUCCCCGAAAAAAUAUAGGGUCGGCACUCAAGCUCUCGACGUGCUGGUGUUACCCGUGCCAAUGUCACCGACGAA
Chara braunii is the source of this 2679-nucleotide messenger RNA. NCBI's taxonomy places the organism in Eukaryota, Viridiplantae, Streptophyta, Charophyceae, Charales, Characeae. The record is from the annotation of a GenBank genome assembly.